This is a messenger RNA of Cricetulus griseus (Chinese hamster), 8776 nucleotides long. NCBI's taxonomy places the organism in Eukaryota, Metazoa, Chordata, Mammalia, Rodentia, Cricetidae. The record is from RefSeq and is a predicted model, not a curated record.
CUGCAACUUCAGGACUAAACCAGAGUUAAAUUCUGUUUUACAAAUGUGGAGGCUGAAAUUUACAUGAAUUUAGAAUAUUCUGGUUCCAGCUUUAAAAUUUCUUAUUUCUGGCUUCUUUUUGGUUUUUCGAGACAGGGUUUAUCUGUGUAGCUAUGGAGCCUAUCCUGGCACUCCCUCUGUAGAAAGUCUGAGCUUGCACAUUAGGUAUGGAAGGCAUACCCAUGGUGCCUGUGACUGGAGUGAAUUAGACAGUAGUAAAUCGGCAUUGGCUGUGCUAUAAAAGCAAGUGGUGUGGAGCUUAAUCCUACCUUUAAGUCCAGUAAAACAUUCCAUGUUUUAAAUUCUAGUUAGCAUGGUUAGACGUAUUUACAUUAUAAUUAGAAGGCUUUGGCCUACCAAUUCUGCCAGAAAGACUAGUCCAGCCACCCACCUCCUUGUCCUGUAAGAAUUUGGGAAUAAACUGGUUGAGUGAUUUGUGAGAUUGGGUGCUGUAGACUGUUUUGUUAUUAUUUCCUCACCCUUCUAGGUAUUUGUCGUUUGUUUAUUCCUUGUAAUGCAGUGUUAUCUGAAGUGGCAGAGCCUCCCUCCCUUUAGGAAUCUUUUCAGUGCCAAACAGUGGCUUGCCUUGAUUGAGGGGUGGGAGCCUGUGUAUUUUUAUUAUUACUAUAAUUUAUAAUUAUCUUCUAAAGUAUGUCUUAACAGUGUUAGUUUCGUGAUGUAAUUCCUACCUUGCCCCUCCUUGGGUCCUAAUUAAUUUGAGUUACAGUGUCCGAAGAGCCAAUCUUGCUGAAAGGGGGGUAGCGUGUGGUAUGUACACCACUUCUGGUUGAGACCUGGUGUUUAAUGUUUGAAAUUGAAUGUUGAAGAGGUUUCAGCUGUAAUAGAACUGAGUUAGGAUAGGUAUACUCUUUAGACUCCUCGUUAACUGCUCAGAAAGAUUGGGCCAAGUGUGGUGGCAUACCUCUUUAAUGCUGGCAGAGAUAGAGACCAGUAGACUCCUUUCUGAGUUCCCGGUCACCUGGGGGCUACACAGUGAGGCCCUGUCUAAAAACAGAAUAUUGGGAAUCAAGUCAGUUUUGUGAAGGAAGGCAUGUGCUUGGGCCACUCCAGGUUGGUGGGUAGUGACAUGAGCCUCUAGUCCCAGCUAUUUGGGAAACUGAGGCAGGAGGAUUGUAAAUUAAAGGCCAGCCUAAGGGUGGGACUGUGUCAAAGAGAGGGCUGUGGUAAUAGUGACCUUGCCUGUCAUGUGUGAAGCCCUAGGCUUAAUCCCCAGUAGCAGAAGGAGGGUGUGGGCCUGUGCUCCCCAUUUAGAGAUGAGCUAGUCUUAGACUAUUUGCCCCACCUUAAAAUGGUUUGUUUUUGUAGAACUCGGGAAAUGUGGGAAACAAGGAGGUAGUCCACUUAAUCACUGAAAUAUGUACAGGGAAAGUUGAUACUGCUUGUCACCUUUUUCUAAUCCUGUGUGGUGACCUUCAUUCUCUGAUUCAAACCUCCGUUGUUUUGAGCAUGUUACCAACUUGGGCUGCACAAACUCACCUUUUCCCCUCCCUUUAUCUCCUUUUUUAUUUUGGUUUUUAUUUUUGCUUUUCUCCAGCUGUGCUUCCUAUGUCUUCAGCCUUGAAUGUUACUGCUGCUUUAGGGCAGCCUGGACUUCCCCCUCCUUGCUCCCUGGCCUCCCAACAGAGCCCUCUAGUAACGGCUAAUCAGCCUUCCCCAUUCCCUUCGUCUAGUAUUUCCUCAGCCCCUUUUGAAGUUCCCUUUCCCCAGCCCUCUUCUGACACAGCUGUACCUCUGGGAGCUGCCCCUCAUACUCCAACUUUCCUACCACACCUGAUAGGGCCUCCUAUCUCCCCAGCUGCCUUAGCUUUGGCCUCUCCCAUGAUAGGUGCAGCUCAGAAAGGUGCCCGGUCCUCUUCAGCCCCGUUGUCUCUGGUUGCAGUGGCUCCCCACUCAGUUCAGAAGACUCACCCUCCUGCCUCACCUUCAUCAAUUUCUGUGGCAUCUAUUGCUUCCUUAGAACCAAAGUCCUCUGCUAGUCAAGUUCCCUGUCAGGUAUUCCCAAAUAUGAAAGAUGCUGCCCCAAGUCCUCCAGGUGUAGUCGGUAUUUUUCCUUCCUCUCCUGAAACCUCACUGGCCUGUGUUCCACCUGGACUAGCAUCCUGUCCUCAGACACUAUCCAUCACUCCAACUGUCACUUCUCCAGUCAAGGUCAUCCCCAUUUCCUCAGCCCUGAUGCCACAAAAUACGCUAAGCCCUAACCUAAAGAGACCUGAUAGUAGUUUCCUUGCUCAGAACACUGUGGCUCCCAACGUCCUCCCAGUAGCCCCCACUUCUCUGUGCUCACAUGUUCCAUCUUCACAUCGAAGUUCUUCAGAUUCUCCUAUCCAACCUUUACGUCAGUCAGGUCCUGGUGCUCUGUCAGACCCUACAGUGAGUGAUGCCAUUUCUGUAGAUCAUUCUGCUGUUGAGGCCUCUUGUCCAUCUGAGAGGUCUGUCAUUCCCCACCUUUCUUCUUUCCAGACAGGCUUCCUUCCCUCCAGACACGAGCUGGUUGCUGAUUCUGUGGCAGCUCUUUCAGUGGGGGCUUCAGCUUCUACCCCAGCUCCGUCUGUUGGCAAAGGCACCCCUGCUCUUACUAGUGUACUCUGCAGCCCUCCUAGCUCCUCAGCUGUAGCUACUACAUUAUCUCCUACAGCCUCUCUCAUUCCCAAAGGUUCUUCUAAUGCCACCCAUCAGCCUUUGGUGCCUCCAAUUCCUACUUCUCAAAAAACUGACUUGAAAGAAACCCCAGUCUCAGGUGUUGGAGCCAUCCAACCUGCUAUGGAUAACCCUUCCACCAUUUCUGUUGCACCUGCCACUUGUGUGUCUCCUUCAGUUUCGUCAGGUAAAGACCCAGCUACUAUCUCACUUGUAGCACCUGCUGUUUACAAGCAGUUUCCUGCUCCUCCAGUAUCACCUACUCUAGGCCUACCGGCCACUGAAGGCCUUAAAAAUCUCCCCACUCCAGUAUUGGUAAAUGUAGGAGCCCCUGUUUCUCCAGCCCAGGCUGGACGCCCUGCCAGAAGAGACCCCACUCUACUACCCUUGUCCCUGACAGUGCAAAAAGAGAUUCCUUCUCCUCAGAGUGCCUCCCCUGUGGAGGAGCUUGCCCCUAUAGUGAAGGCGGCCAUUGCUAGUAGUUCUUCCCCCAGUACUGAUGCCUCAGCUGCAAUUGUCAGGGCAGACCCUGUCAGCCUGUCUCCCAAACAUUCUGUCACUGCCCCAACGAUGGCUCCGGGUUUCUUAGAGUCUUGUGAUCCUGAAGAGCUGGCUCCUAGAGCUGCCAAAGGCACCUCUCCUGCCACAUCCACCACUUCACCUCUUGUUCCUUUAGCCUCUGAAGGUUGUCCUAUGGUUCCAUCUAUGGCUUUUCCCCUCGAGUCUGUUCCCUUUCAUGCCCCUCCCCCAGCUGGGAUUUCUUUUUCCGGUGCAAAGAAAGGUGAUGGUGUUUCCUCUGUGGCAUCCCUGCCCUCCUCUCCUGAAGGGCACCCUGAAGACUUGGGUGCUUCUGUGUCUUCGAAAGGAACUCUGGCUCAUCCAGCUGGUUGUCCAUCUUUGGAGACAGGUGUGUCUCCUCAGACUAAAGGGCCUUCUCCCAAGAAGGACUCUGCUCUGCCAGGUGUUUCUCCUGCAGAUCUGUCUCUUUCUACACCUGAGGCUUCCUUCCUUCCUGGGGCUAGUCUUUCUUUUCAAGGCCCUAAAGACCCACUUAACCUUUCUCCCAUUCCUCCGUCCUCCAGAGGGGCCUCUGCUGCCCCGACUGAGACUUCUGUGUCCCCCCAAAAGACCCCAGCAACCUCAUUCCUCAAAGAUGCCCACACUGUCCCAGCAGAAAUUCCUCUUUCCCCCCAAAAGACCACAGAUACUAUAGCUUCCAAACUGGACUCAGUAACCCAGCCCCACAGUGUGCCCCCAAUUGUACCAGAUGUGACUCCCUUGUCUCCCAAAAAGACGCCAACAACUCCAGUUUCCAAAGAUACUUCAGCAGCCCUAUGGCUCGAGAGUGUCCCGGCUGUGACUUCCUUGCCUCCCCAAAAGGUACCUACAGCCCCAUCUCUUACUGGAACCCCCAUUGUUCCUACUGAGAGUUCCUUGUCCCUGAAAAAUGCCCCAGCAACUGCAACCCUCAAAGAGACUUUAGCAGCCUCACCUCCCAAAGUUGCCACUAUCCCAGCUGUGACUUCUCUCUCCCCAGAAAAGACUCCAAAAUCAAUAUCCCCUAAGGGUGCCCCAGAUAAGCCCUCCAAAAAGGCUCCUGUAGCUUCCAGAGUGUCGCCACCCAAGUUCCCCACAGAGGCUCCAUGUGUACCAGCUGUGGCUCCUCCCUCUCCACCAAAGCCUACAGCAACUGAGGCAAUCAGUGAGGUUCUAACAGGCCCAUAUUCCCCCAAAGGGGCCCCUGCUACCCUAGCUGAGGGUCCUUCCUCCCCUAAAAGGGCUUCAAAAACUGCAGCUCCCAAAGAAACUCCACCCGAGGGGGUCACAGCUGUGCCACUAGAAAUAACUCCCUCCCCAAAAAAGACCUCAAAAACUAUAGCCCCCAAUGAACAUGCAACCUCAUUCUCUAAAAAGUCACCCAAAAAUGCAGCCCCCAAAGAAACUCCAACCCCUUCAGACAGUGUAACCACUGCAUCACUGGAGAUUCCUCCUGUACCUAAAAAAGCCCCCAAAACUGCAACCCCCAAAGAAACUCUAGCAACCCCGUCUGUAGGGAUCACAGCUGUGCCACUGGAGAUUUCUCCCUCCCCCAAAAAGGCAGCAUCCCCCAAUGAAAAUUCAGCUCCAUCCCCAAAAAAGUCUCCCAAGAUUACAGCUCCCAAAGAAACUCCAACCCCACCUUCUAAAGGAGUCACCACUGCUUCCCUGGAGAUUCCUCCUUCCCCCAAAAAGGCUCCCAAAACUGCAGCUCAGAAACAGGUUUCUGUGACCCCAUCUCCCAAAGGUGCCCCUGCUACCUCAGCUGAGAGUCCUGCCUCUCCUAAAACUGCAGCCCCCAAAGAAGCUCCAGCAGCCCCAUCUCCAGAAGGCAGCUCGGCUGUGCCUCUACAGAUUGCUCCCUCCCCUAAAAAGGCUCCCAAAGAAAAUUCAGCAAAGUCAUCCCCUAAAAAGACGCCCAAAACUGCAGACCCCAAAGAAACUCCAAUUACCUCUUCUGAAGGGGUCACCACUGCACCACUGGAAAUUACUCCUUCCCCCAAAAAGGCCUCCAAAACUGCAGCUCCCAAAAAAACUCCAGCAACCCCAUCUCCCGAAGGCAGCCCAGCUCUGCCACUAGAGAUUACUCCCUCCCCCCAAAAGAUCUCAAAAACAGCAGCACCCAAGGAAACUUCAGCAGUGUUGUCCCCCAAGAAGUCCCCCAAAACUGCAGCCCCCAAAGAAACUCCAGUCACAUCUUCUGAAGAGGUCACAACUGCACCACAACAGAUUUCUCCUUCCCCUCCAACUGCAGCCCCCAAACAGGUUCCUGUGACCCCAUCUCCCAAAGGUGCCCCUGCUACUUUAGCUGAGAGUCCUGCUUCCCCGCAACAGGCCCCCAAAACUGUAGCCCCCAAAGAAACCUUGGCAACUCCACACCCCCAAAGGACCUCCAAAACAGCAGCCCCCAAAGAAACUCCAGCAAUCCUAACUCCCGAAGGCGUAACAGCUGUGACACUGGGAACCCCUCCCUCCCCCCAAAAGGCCUCAAAAAUUGCAAGUUCCAAAGAAACUUCAGCGAUGUCAUCCCCUCAAAGGUCCUCCAAAACAGCAUCCCCAUCGUCUAAAGGGGUUGUAGUUGUGCCACCUGAGGCUGCUCUGUCCCCCAGAAAGGCCCCUAAGAUGUCAGGCCCCAAGGAAACGCCCACAGUCCCAUCUCUUGAAGGGGUCACAGCUGGGCCACCAGAGAUUUCUUCAUCUCCCAAAAAGGCCCCCAAAAUGGCAGGCCCCAAAGAAACGCUGGUAACCCCAUCCUCCAAAAAGCUCCCCCAAACUGUAGGCCCUAAAGAAAUUCCAGCAAAACCUCCCUCCCCCAAAAAGACCUCAAAAACUGCAGCUGCAGCCCCCAAGGAAACUUCAACUCCAUCUUCUAAAGGAGUCACUGCUGUACCACUAGAAACUGAUUCCUUUCCCCAAAAGGCCACUAAAACAGCAGGACCUAAAGCACCAGCAGUGUCCCCUGAAGGGGUCACCACUGCACAGAAGAAUCCUCCCACCCCCUUGAAGGCCUCAGCAACUCCAGCCUCCAGAGCCAUUCCUGCUGACACACAGGGGGCUGCUGUCUCCUCCUCCCGUAAGAAGGCCCCAGUGCCUGUAGCUCUCACAGAGGCUCCAGCAGCCCUGUCCCCCAGUGGUGUCCCAGCUGUGAUUCCUCCCUCUCCCUCAAAGAGUCCCAAAACACCAUCAUCUAAAAAGGCACCAAGAACUUCAGCCCCUACGGAAUUUCCAGCAAAUCCUUUUCUUGAAGUUGUCACCACUUCACUGCCAGAAAUGGCUCCUUCUCUGCAAAAGACCCCGGCAACUGCAGCCUCCAAGGAGGAUUCAGUAACCCCAGCUGCUCCUAUCUACACCAAAAAGGCCCCAGCUCCCUCAUGUCCUGAAAGGGCCCCCAAUGCCCCAGUAACAGUAGCUCCAAGAGAGGCCUCCCCAGUGCCAUCUCCUAAAAAGGCCCCUGUAACUGAGACUUCCAAAGAGAUUUCAACAAGUCCAUCUCCCAAAGUGACCCCUACUAUCUCUUCUGUGGCUCCUAUCUCCCCAAAAGAGGCACCAGCAGUCUCAGCCUCCCAGAAGGCUCCAGCCCCCAAGGAAACCUCAGAGUCUUCCACCUCCAAAGGAGUUCUUUCCCCCACAGUUAACUCUCCUUCAGCUCCAAAGAAGGCCCUAUCCUCCAGCAGGGCCUCUGCUCUCCCAGCUGUGACUCUUCCCUCUCUUAAAGAGGCUCCCAUUCUCUCACCCAUCACUCCUUCCCCUAAAGACUCUCCUACUUCCCCAGUGUCAGCCACAUGUAGCACAGGGACUGUUAGCCCUCAGGUGUCUGAAAAGCUCCCGGCAAAGAAAGAUCCUACAACUCUCAAAGAGGUACUUGCAACACCCACUCCAGAAAGUGCAUUGGCCAUCACUGCUCCCAUUCAAAAAGGCUUAAGAGCCAAGAACUUGACUUCACCUCCUAAGUGCUCAGAUCCCUCUGCUAAGAAAGAUACCAAGGGCCCUCUUUCUGCAGUAGCUCUAGCCCCUCUGACAGACCCUGUUGAGAAAGACUCUUCAAAAACUACAAAAGCUCUUCCUGAUAGCUCUACAAAAGGCAAAGAUUGUCUUCAUUCCCCAAAGGGUCCUGUGAGUGCUUCUCCUGGGUCUCAGGUAGCUACCCCUUUGGCAGCAGUUAGCUCUAACAAAGCCCAUCCUGAAGCAGGGUCAGCAUCUGUGCUUCCAAGGCCUACCCCACCAGCUUCCCUGACUCUUGCUCCCUCCCCAGUCCCCCCUCUGCUUCCUAAACAGCCAUUUCUUCAGCCCUCACCUGGGUCAGUGCUGGAAUCAGCCUCUAAGCUCCCAGCCCCUGCUGAUGAGGAUGAGCUGCCGCCUCUGAUUCCCCCCGAAGCAGUCUCUGGGGGAGUGCCUUUCCAGCCGGUCCUCGUCAACAUGUCCACCCCUAAACCUGCUGGGAUCCCUGCCCCAGCCCCCUCUGCCAAGCAGCCUGUUCUGAAGGACAACAAGGGUAUUUGCCUUGGUUUGCUGUGUGCAUGGUGUGUUGCCCACACCCCUCUAGGGGCUGCCCACCAAUACUAACUAGGAUGCGUCGCUUUGUAUAGUAUGUCUGCUUGAGGGUGGGCAUAGUACAUAGUGUAGAAGCUCUAGGAAUAUGGAACUAAAUCUUGGUUUCUGUCAUCUCAGAUAAUAAUCUGUGUCUUGUGUACAUCGAUCCAGGCUAAGCCCUGGACCUAACCAUCCUUUUUGGCCUAACUGAGCUGAUAGUGAAAACCAAGACCUACCAGGCCUUUAAUUUCACUCUAAUUCUGACUGCAUCACUAACCUUGUCCCUGGGCCUGGAGUUUGCUAAAUAAAUAUAUGGGAGGUCUGGAAGCUGUCUCUUUUGUUUUACACUUUAGACUUAGUAACUACCAGUUGCCCAGGGACUUCCUUUUCUUAAAAAUGUAGAACCUGUUUUUCCUGAGAAUGGUGUGGUGUCUGCUUUCCUCCCCUUUGAGUAGAAUUGACUGGUGCUUGGCCUUUCGGUUGAAGGAAAGUUGAGAUACGUGAAUUGUAUUGGGAGUGGGGGGAUCAUGGGUCUGUGUCUAAUCGAGGUGAGAACUGUAAGCUUAAUAACACGGGGGCUUUCCAGAGAUAGGUUAAAUUUUGUCAGUGAGUCACUUGAAAGGCAGAAUGUGUGUGUGUGCACAGCUGCUUCUGACUUCCCAACCCACUUAGGGUUCUCACUUAAUUUAUCAAAAGAUGCCUUUUGUCUCAAUGUUUUGGAAUUACAUUGGUGUUGGUGCCAAGAAAUGAAGGCCUUAAGAGAAAGGUGGCAGUUACUACACAUAAGCUACCUAGCUGUGUCUGGUGACUGUCCACAUCUCUAAGACUGGUUCUUCGGUGGAGUCCUAUAAGUUGGAGACCUCAGGCUGAGUCAUGGAAGCCAGUUGACUUACAUUUAUUUAGCUUUGUAAGGCCUUGCGUAGAACAGAGAUAGCUAGUUCAUUCAGUCACGCUAUGAUGAGAUAUCACUUCUUAAAAUUCCACUGUUGAAAGUAAUAAAAGUUAUCUGUCA